Molecule: messenger RNA, 2585 nt
Organism: Grus americana (Whooping crane)
Lineage: Eukaryota; Metazoa; Chordata; Aves; Gruiformes; Gruidae
Gene: TMEM207
Product: transmembrane protein 207
Exons: 5
Coding region: 320-760 (146 amino acids)
Source: RefSeq, a predicted model, not a curated record
CCUGUUAAAUACAGCCGUGGGUUAAUAUGGAACUAAGCUUCAGCAACAGGAAUUUGUGAACAGCUAUGAAAAUGCCGAAACAACUGCAAGGUGCUGACCUUAAACUAGUGUUCCUUUAACUUCUAGCAGCUGUUUGAGUGUGUCCAUGCAAACCCAAAUUCGUUCCCUGGCUAGCAGUAAUUUCUGAAGCGCAGGAAGCCAUUGGGUUAUAUGUUCUCUGGCUGAAGGCACAAUGUGCAGAGAAGUUUUAAAAGCUCCAAAUUACAGAGGGUAAAACACUGCUGCAAACAAAGCUCUUCCCACGUUUCUCGUGCUAGUGAUGUGGAGACCUGGAGCUUUGUGUCUCGCUUCGUGGAUCACAGGAACUGGAGUUCUGUGUUUAACCUUCUUCCAGUUAGCAGACUCUGAGUCGGACUGUGAGCUCGGCGAGAGGUGCAUUGGGCAGAGCGAUGAAAACUUGAGCAGCUGGUAUGUGUGGUUCCUGAUGUUGUUUUUCCUGGCCUUGCUCUUGUCCUGUGGGAUCUGCUGCUGCCUGCAGUACUGGCUGAAACGGCGGAGCUGCCUCCUCCACCGACGCACCCUGGCCAUCUUCGCGCUCAGCAGCUCGGAUGCCUUUUGCGCGAGUGAAGCACCUCAGUGCCCAUUCUCCAGCCCCUGCGUGACUGCGGAGACGUCCUCUUCUCCUGCCCCAGGGUUCAGCCUUGGGGGAACUGAGUUGCCUCCAUCCUAUGAGGAUAUUAUGAAGGAAAACAACCUCUAGAAACCACACGUUGGCUUUCUAUGAUUCCACUUGGUUCACCGGAGAUCUUCCAUUAUGCUACAGUAGUGUGAGGUCAAAUCAGCCCUUUCCACAGGUUGGCCAAGAGACUGAAAAGCAGGACGUAUUUAAUCCAAACAUAAAAGGGGAGACAAAAUGCAACAGAAUAAAUGCCAAAAGCAUGUGCUGAAUCUGUCACAGGAGCUCAGCUUGACAUUUUGAUAGGGCUCUGGAUUUUGAGAAGCUCUCUCAGAGGUCUGUCUGUAUUUGGGGUUUCUGGCUCAGCCUCCAGAUUUAUCUCUCUCAGGCUGCUUGAGCUGGUGCAACCCCGUGUGUUUUAGGACCAAAUGUUGAUAAAUGACUUGAUAGUUACUUCUGAAACUUGGGCUGCCUCCUUGACUCGGCAUGGUGCCAACAAACACCCUCUGGCAAAGUCAUGUUGUUCUAAUACAUUGUAAUGCAAUCAUGCCACUCUGCGAUGAAGGAUCGUUUGCCACAUUUAAAAUAUUUAGCACAGCAUAUCAGAUUUGUCUAGUGCAAAAGGCAGCAAAUUUAUGGCCAGGGAAGGGAAAGCAAGAGAUAGGGAUUAUGGGGGGAGUAGCAGUGGCAGGAGCUGGUUACAGAGCACAAAAAAAAGUGAGUUUGCUUAUCUGAGCUCUUCUUAAUUUCAUGGUGACUGUCUCCAGCUACUCUUGCCCUAGCAUUGCAGACCUACAGGCUUUGAAUGGCCCAGACCCACACGGCAAUUCCCCACAGACAUGAAUUAUGGAGUUAGGUAUUUGAUGCUUAACUACAGAAAUUUAUUAUGAUAAAGAAUGUCAUUUUCUUUGCGGUGACCACUGCAAACAGGAUGGAAAGAGACUUCAAGAAGCCAUUUAGACUGCCUUAUACCUAAGCAGGAUCAGGUUUAGCUAAGCCAUUCCUAGGAGGUAUUAGCCUGCCUAGUUCUCAAAUUACUGAGGAAAGAUGCCGAAUUUCCCCCUUAGCUGCAUUCCAGAUGAAAGCAAAGAUUUCCUUUGUUUGUCACGGGCAGGUCCCUGAAGGCUGGAUUCAGCCUGCCUGACCUCUCUACCUCUGAUCUCUCAGUGGCAAGGGCUGGGGGCUGCAAUCAGACCCCCCUUGGGGCAGAAAGUAAAUGUCUCACCUAGUGCUGUGCCUCACAUGCCUGGGGAGCCGCGAGCUCACAGUCGAAGUGGACAGCUGGGUCCAUCUUAGGUACCCCAAAAGGCUAAUGGAAGCCCACAGCCUGCCUCGUGGAGCAGCCCCCACCCCUGUAGAGCUGGGCUAGUGCCAGUUCCCCUGCUCAGGAAGGAAACUGGAAAGAUAAAUCUACUAAAGGUUAUGAAGUGCUCACAUAGUCUCAUAAUGAGGCUAUAUAAGUACCUUCGCUAGAUAAAGAAUUAUAGCAUAUUUUGAGAGACAAAUUCUCUGCCAGCACCACUGCAAAUUAUCUCUAUAAAAUCUUAUUUUAGAAGCAGCUUUAAUGUUUGACUCUUGUGUGAAAGGAAAUAAAUGUUACUGUAGCAAAAUGAAUGUUUGUGCCAGCAGGCUAAAAUAUUACAGGAUUUAUUAAUAAGGAAAAUUAGCAAGUACAGACUCCGCCAGCAGAGAAGUCGAGCAAUUCCUGAGUGUCCUUUCACUGGCUGAACGUAGAAAGAAUUGCAGGUAAUCAGCACCUCUCAGGAUCAGACCUUUUAUAUAUAUAACUGCUUCCACUACUCAACCCCUUCAAUUUAUGCCCUGAAGCAUGAGAUUUGAUUAUGUUUGUCACUUCAGCUUGCGUAGCCUGCUAGUGGGCAUUAAAUCAACCAUCACUUCCUUCCCACCU